GUUAUAUUUUCCUGUCAUAUUCAAAAUAUUUUGCGCUAGUCGGGAUGGCCUGUGUACGAAGUCUCCCUACUCUGUCUUUUUCAGUGGAUAUUAACUUUAAGUCCUUGGAAGAUGUUGGAAUUUAUGUCGAAACUUCCGUAGCUGAAUAUAAACGCAAGAUAGUGGUUGGAGUUACGGGAUCGUUGGCUGUCCUUGGACUAUGGAAUCCUGAAAAAGCUUUGUUUUGCGAUCGUCAGUCUGAAAAUACUAAUAAUACUGAAACAUGGCACUGUUGUCUCACACUUCAAUCACUGUCUGCGUUCCAAUACCGUUUUUUCUUGGCAGAAUUAAUUGAAAAUAUGGGUGAAAAUCCCGUCUCACUAAGUCUGAAGAUUUUAGCAUGGGAGUCCCGGCUAAAGCCUAGGGAAUUCACUCCAACAGACAAAGAUACAGAGAUUCAUACGGAAUUCGGUGUUUUGGAAAAUGGAAACUUCGUUCAGCGUGGCUGGUUGAUGUCAAACUCUGAGAUUCAUAUUCGCAUGUCAAGUACUUCCUGCAAAUUCUUCAAAAACGACGUUUUCACUCCUCACACUCAGCUAUUUGUUGCAUGCUCUAGAUAUGUAUUGCAACCCAUGUCUAUCGAUGAUGAAGAUAAUGAAACGCGUGUAACGCCAAAUAAGCCUGAAUGCUCACAAAAGGAAGAUACCUUGAUCUACCAAACUGGUUCUUCAACUCGUAAACUUUCAUGUCUACAGUACCCGUCUUCAAGUAGAACAUCAUACUCUAGUGUUGUUAGUCGAUCCUAUCCAGUUCCAAUGUCCACUUUGGAAAUCAAUCGCUGCCGUAUUCAUAGAGGUGAACAACCAGAAUGUUGUGGUACACUUUAUAAACUUGGAGAUGAUGUAACUUUCUUCAUUGAAACGUCAGAUGUGGAGAACACUUCAGUAGAAAUACAAUUCUAUCAACAACAUUUAGAGUCCUCAGGGAAUGAUAGUGAGUUCUCUUUAUUAUUCAACUGAGAUUGGGUGCGAUGACUAUUUUUGGUACUGCUUUGUCUUUCUUUAGAUCGAAACGUAAUCAGACGUCAAACCGAUGGUUUUAAGUAUUGUGUGUCAAGCAGUAUUUUUAUGAAUGUUAGCCUGUCAAAAUUUUCACACUAAAGCCUCAAUACAAUCCUACAAGGUAUCGAACCCAGUUUCGUCAGGCCUGCUACCCAUUGCUAUGAAAACAGUUAUUUCAUGUUUCCAACUUUACUGUUAUUGCUUGGUUGUAAUGAGUUUCACUGGUGUGAUGGCUGUCCCACUCUCGGUAUCGUUGAUUUCGUUUAAAUCUCUUCAGGCUAAAAUUAGUUCAUCUACUCCAUUAAAAUUUAUUGGUUCUGCUCGUUUUGGUCCAUUCGUUGAUACGUACGGACGUAAAGCUGCACAAAUUCUGAAUUCAUCAUUAGCUCCAGUGGGAGAUCUUCGAGUACGUUAUCUUAUUAUCUAUCCAAUGAUUAAACCACUUAGUCCAUGUUUAGAAGUUACUUAUCAACAUCAUUGGAAGAAACGUGCAUCAGCCGUAGAUAUUGGUCAUCGUGGUAUGGGUACAUCAUUUUUUCAACCAGAAGAAAAACAAUAUAAAAAAUCACCGACAACUAGAGAAAAUACAUUGGAUUCGUUUCGGACGGCUGUCCAACAUGGAGCUGAUUUUGUUGAAAUGGAUGUCCAACUAACUAAAGAUCAUCAUGUUGUUGUUUAUCAUGAUUUUGAUGCUGUAGUCAUAUCAAAAAAGAAAAGGGGUGGUCAAUUAUGUUAUUUGCGUGUAGCUAUUAAAGAUUUAAAUUAUAAUGAUCUACGUGAAUUAAAUGUUCGUCAUUCAAGUGUUUUAAAAGAAAGUCAUACUCAUGAAAAAAUGAAUGAAGAAGAUCUAGAUCCAAUAGAAUUACAACCAUUUCCUUUAUUACAUUCAUGUUUUGAAGAAAUUGAUUCAGAUCUUGGUUUUGUCAUUGAAGUGAAAUAUCCUAUGGAUCUUAAAGAUGGCAGCUCAGAAAUGGAUCAUUUCUUCGAGUACAACUUUUAUGUCGAUACUAUCCUACGUGAAAUCUUAACACAUGCUGGUAAAAGACGUAUUUUAUUAUCAUGUUUUGAUCCAAAUGUCUGUGUCAUGCUUCAGUUAAAACAACAAAUUUAUCCAGUCUUUCAACUUGGGAUAUCCCCGGAAUAUGCAGAUACUCGACAUGCUGACUUUCAAAGUUUAUUUUGGUCUGCAUUAAGUCAUCAACUCUUGGGAGUAUGUUUAGAAAGUGAUCGUUUAUUAAAAGUCCCAGGAAUUAUUGCAUUAGCACAUUCACAUAAACUAGUUGUAUUAGCAUGGGGUGAAGCUGUAAACAUACCGGAAAAACGUAUAUUACUCACACAAUUGGGUGUAGAUGGAAUUAUCUAUGAUUGUGUAAACGAAAAUAAAGCUAAAGGUACACUAAGUGUAUUUAAACGUGAACGAUUCCUUGAACUUGGAUUAUCAUCAGCAUCAACACCAUCAUCACCUACAGAAACAACAAAACUAGUACCAUGUUUAUCAUCAUUAUCAUUAAUUGAUAAUCAUGACAAUAUCAAUCAUAUUCAUUUUAAUAAUAAUAAUAAUAAUGAUUUAGACAGAAACAAUUCAAAUUCUCAAAGUAAUUUAGCUUUAGAUCAACACUGUAACAUUACAGAUCGGCUAAUUUUAUCUACCCAACCUACUACUGAGAAACUAUCAACAAUAGUAACUGAUUGUCACACUAAUAUGUGCUGCAAUUCAACAUCGUCAGCUUCAAUGACCAGCAAUCGUAUUGAUAAUAAUAAUAAUAAUGAUAAAAAUAACAGUAGUAUUGUCUCCUUAGUGAAUGUUAAAUCAAAUGAACAAGUAGUAGGUCCGGUAGAAAAUUGUACAAAUCCAAUAUUACAAACAACAUCUGUUAGUACUAUUCCGUUAGAUAAUAAUGACAGCAUUCAUAACAAGUUAUCAUCACCGACUUCAGAUACAUCAUCACAACAACAAGAGCCAACAUCACCACCAAAACAACAAACUAAUGUACCACUUAUAACAUUCGCUUAAAUAUAAAAUUCAACUCAAGAAUACUAACUACUGAUAUUAGUCAGAGUAAUAAUAAUGAUACUGAUGAUAACAUUCAUUGUCAAAACAAAGAGACAUUUCAAAAAUGUGCAUAAUUUUCUUUAGUUUAUUUCCUCUACUAAGUAAAACAUACUUGAGCAUUGUGUUUCACUAUUCUGGUUAAUUAAUUACUUCUCAUCAUUAAUUAUUGUUUCAAUCGUUUAGCUUGUCGCACAUAUAUAUAACACAGAUAUAAAUUCACAUUUCCCGCCUUCUUUUGUUCUUUCAAUGUCAUCACUUAACAGUUUUCUUCACUUAUGUAUUUUGUAAUAUAUAUAUAUAUAUAUAUAUAUAUAUAUAUAUAUAUAUAUAUAUUGCACUGAUAAUGAUAGUGAUGGUCAGAUGCAUUUUAAGACGGUUUAGCUUUUAAUAGUCUGUAUAACAUAAUAUUUUAUUGAUGAAUGUUUACAUUCAAUAUGUACAUAGAGAUUUGUACUCGCUCAAAUAUGAAAGAAAACAGAACCGACUACAAUAUAAUCUAUUACUUUCUAAUGAAAAGUUCUUAGUGUUGUUGUUUGUUUGUUUUUUCAGCUUUCUGUAUUUUUCAACUCAUUUCCAUAUCUUAUUAUUUUUAUUUCAUCUUCAUAGUUAAAGCAAAAAUGAAAUAGUACGUAUGAAUAAUGCAGAAAGAUAAUUAAUUUUGUAUUUUAUCUAAGCUUAUUUCUGCUUGAUUAGUUUAUUCAUUUUGUUAUUUGGUAAAAUUUACGUAAUAGAAACA
Molecule: messenger RNA, 3829 nt
Organism: Schistosoma haematobium
Lineage: Eukaryota; Metazoa; Platyhelminthes; Trematoda; Strigeidida; Schistosomatidae
Product: Glycerophosphocholine phosphodiesterase gpcpd1, variant 2
Exons: 15
Coding region: 1111-3054 (647 amino acids)
Biological process (GO): glycerophospholipid catabolic process
Molecular function (GO): glycerophosphocholine phosphodiesterase activity
Source: RefSeq, a predicted model, not a curated record